GUUACUGUCUGUGUGAGCGCAUCCGCCCCCUCAGUCUCUCUGCACAGAGCGGGCUUUGGCAGGAGAAGCUCAGAGAGAGGCUUCGGGAAGCUGGGGCUGCGAGGUCUUUCUGCCUUCCGCACACCGAGGUCACCCUUCUUCCACAGCUCCGUGAUCCCGGGGCCCCCAGGCUGCAGGCAUGUGGAGUGGGGCUGACCAUGGACCCCUCCACAGGCCCUGGCUACUUUCCAGUUCAUAAGGCAGAGGCUGUAGCCGUAGACUGGUCCUUGGUGGAGGAAGCCUUGGGAAUCCUGCCCACACUGCCCUGGGGACAAGAUUCUGAGCCAGCCCACACUCCCUCUGCAACCCCUCCCCUCCUUGAUCUUCCGCAGAUGGUCUCCGGAUGUUCCUGGCUCCCUGGUCAGAACCAGGCGUGGACCUCGCAGCCCCGCUGAGACCCGAGAAGUCGGCGGACAUCGGCGGGCGCCCGCGCGCCGCGCGACAUGGAGGCAGCGAGAGGGCACGCGAGGGCCGGCGCGGAGUAGCCGGCGGACUCGGGGACUGGAACCUCGCGGGGGUGCACGGGCAGGGCCACCCGGGCCAUCAUGGAGGUGCCCAAUGUCAAGGACUUCCAGUGGAAGCGCCUGGCGCCACUGCCUAGCCGCCGGGUCUACUGCUCCCUACUGGAGACCGGGGGACAGGUCUAUGCCAUCGGGGGUUGUGACGACAAUGGCAUCCCCAUGGACUGCUUCGAGGUCUACUCCCCGGAGGCAGACCAGUGGACCUCGCUGCCUGCCCUGCCCACAGCCCGGGCCGGGGUGGCAGCCAUCGCCCUAGGGAAACGGAUCAUGGUGAUCGGGGGCGUGGGCACCAAUCAACUACCCCUGAAGGUUGUGGAGAUGUACAAUAUCGAUGAGGGCAAGUGGAAGAAGAGGAGUGUGCUGCGAGAGGCCGCCAUGGGCAUUUCCGUCACAGCCAAAGAUUAUCGAGUGUAUGCGGCAGGUGGGAUGGGCCUGGACCUCCGUCCACACAACCACCUGCAACACUAUGACAUGCUCAAGGAUAUGUGGGUAUCACUAGCACCCAUGCCAACCCCGAGAUACGCUGCCACCUCCUUCCUCCGAGGCUCCAAGAUCUAUGUGCUGGGGGGACGACAGUCCAAGUAUGCGGUCAAUGCCUUUGAGGUCUUUGACAUCGAGUCUCGGUCCUGGACCAAGUUUCCUAACAUUCCCUGUAAGAGAGCCUUCUCCAGCUUCGUGACCCUGGACAGCCACUUGUACAGCCUGGGAGGCCUGCGGCAAGGGCGGCUCUACCGGCAGCCCAAGUUCCUGAGGACCAUGGAUGUGUUCGACAUGGAACAGGGGGGAUGGCUCAAGAUGGAACGCUCAUUCUUCCUCAAGAAGCGGCGAGCAGACUUUGUGGCUGGCUGUCUGAGCGGACGGGUCAUAGUGGCUGGGGGACUUGGAAACCAACCCACUGUCCUGGAGACGGCAGAAGCAUUCCACCCAGGGAAGAACAAGUGGGAGGUCCUUCCUGCCAUGCCCACGCCCCGCUGUGCCUGCUCCAGCAUCGUCCUCAAGAACUGCCUCCUGGCCAUCGGGGGUGUCAGCCAGGGUCUGAGCGAUGCGGUGGAGGCACUGUGUGUCUCUGACUCCUAGCUGGCCUGGGCCCAGCACCUCUGCCUGAUCUCCAUCACUCCACUCUUGAGAGCAAAGCACUUUGGGCUCCUUCCCAGGACGCUGACACCUGUUAGAAUCAAUGGAGUUAAGCUCUGGGCCUCUCAGUGACUCUCAGUACAGAUGACUCCACCAGCUCUGGCUGCAGCUGAGCUGGUCUCUGGAGAGAAUUCUCACUCAGUGCUCAGGCACAGAAAGACACGGGAAUGCUGGGCGUGGGUAUGAUGUGCACGCCUUUAAUCCUGGCACUGGAGGAUGGCUGUACAUUUGAGGCCAGCUUGGGACUACAGAGUGAGUUCCAGUCAUCUCUCUAACUUGACAAAAAAAAAAAAAAAAAAACAUAGGCACAGGAAUGCCCGCUUCCCCAGGCUCCUGAGAGUUCCACUUGGCCCUCCCCAGCUCUAGGAGUUGGGGUACAGUUUCCACCCAGACGAGGAGCUGCUAUGGCCCUUCCCAGCUCUGAGCUAGUUUAAGGGUUUGAAGAUUUAAAAAGAUGAAGAAUAAGGGGUCCCAAGCCCCUUGUUUCUCCUUUGACUGACACCCCUUCCCCAUGGGUGGUCUUUUGUGGCCCUCAUCUACUCGUCAGGAAGUAGACUUGAAUCUAGAGCAGCAACAUGUCAGGCCAUGCCAACAACCCUGGCAGGAAGGACCCUUCCCCUUGGGGUCCCUGCUGGACCACUGAGAACGUGGGAUGAACUGACUCUGAGCCAUAUCUCCCCUCUGCGUUUUGCUUUCUGUCACCCUCUUCUCACCUGAGGCCUGGCCACUCUGUGCCAGCAACCCCCAGUGUGUCCCUGGGUGAGACCUUCUCCCUUACACUGUGGCACCCAAAUCCACAAAGGGUGGACGAGGUGCACUCUGGUUAAUAACAGCAGCACAAUGAUUGAGAUCUCCA
This is a messenger RNA of Jaculus jaculus (lesser Egyptian jerboa), 2550 nucleotides long. It is a transcript of the gene Klhdc8a, whose product is annotated as kelch domain containing 8A. Gene Ontology annotation, molecular function: protein binding. The record is from RefSeq and is a predicted model, not a curated record. Bases 585 to 1637 code for a protein of 350 amino acids. NCBI's taxonomy places the organism in Eukaryota, Metazoa, Chordata, Mammalia, Rodentia, Dipodidae. The transcript is spliced from 6 exons.